Messenger RNA from Manis pentadactyla (Chinese pangolin), 1390 nucleotides. It is a transcript of the gene PRR19, whose product is annotated as proline rich 19. The transcript is spliced from 4 exons. Bases 244 to 1317 code for a protein of 357 amino acids. The record is from RefSeq and is a predicted model, not a curated record. NCBI's taxonomy places the organism in Eukaryota, Metazoa, Chordata, Mammalia, Pholidota, Manidae.
GCUGCUCACAAGUAUUUGCUGAAUGAAUAUUAAAUGAAUUUAAAGGCGUCAGAUCCUGCCUUUGUCCCAGUGUGUUGGGGGAGACAGAUUCAGUUACAGAGCUGAGGGAAGGAUCAAGGUUGUGAUUAAGGUUGAAGUCUGUUGACAGCCCUUGACCAGCUGUGCUUGGGAACUGUCAACUGGCCCGACUCUCCUUGAGCCUCGUCUCGCCGAGAGCUUUGGACAGAAAGUCCGCAGGAUUCCAUGGACCCACAGGGGCCAGCCCCACAGCCUUUCCAGCGGUCUGAGAACCCUGGUCGUGUGCGCCGUCGGAAAACCAGACGGGAGCGUAAUGAGGCCCUGGUGGGCAGCCGUCGGCCAUUGGUCCGUCAGGAUCCUCCCAUGGCCCUCCGGGAUCCUAUGGCCCCUACUGCUCCCAAGCUUGUGGUCAUAACUCAGGGCCGGCUGAGUCGGGAGCACCGGGGCCUCUUCAACCAUGAGGUGAAAUCUCUGGAUGUGGCACGGCUGCUUAGCAGUGGUUCCCUGGAACCAGGCACCCCUGCACUCCCUGCCAAGUACUCCCCAAGCCCAGGCCGGGCCCACAAACCAGCCUCACAGUCAAUGGGCAAGGAGAACCAGGUGCCUGGAGGCUCGGGCCCAGGCCCACCCAGUCCUCCAGAGCUCCCUAGCCUGGGGCAGUUGCUGGGGGAGCUGCAGUGCCAGCUGAUUCUGCCACAGGCCUUCCCACGGAGGAACCUAGUGCAAGAGGCCAGGGAUGCCAUUCUGGGCACCUUACAGGCCUGUCAUGGCUGUGUGCCUGACCUUACCCUGGUGCUCCGUGUCUGCCACUCACCCUUACCAGGGACCAAGCCUGGGGGCCCUGAGAGACAAAGGAUGACACCUUCCUGGAUCAACAGCCCUGUGCAAGCCCCAGGAGAGGAGAGGCCAAGGAGGAGACAAGCUACAAAAGAGCUCACCUUUGCCGUGCCUCAUGCCUGCAGCACUCCCCCUGUGCACAGGGUGAGCCUGGAACCACCAAAAGGUCCCCAGCCACCCCCCUUGCCCAAGUUGCCUUCGCCAUCCAGGACACCCUGGGGCCCCCCAACAGCCUUUGACCUGCUGAAAAGCAUCUGGAUGGUAGCCACACCACCGCCCCCACCCCGGCUCUGGGGAGUUGGCUCACAACCACUCCUACCUCAGCUGCCAUCACCCUUAUUGCCCAGAACCUCUGCCCUGGACUGGAGUCCUAGCCCCCCUGCCCCACUGCCCAGUCUCUCCUGGGUGGUGGCCCAGAGCAGCCCAGAGGCUUGGUCCUUUCCACCUAUGAGACUAUACUGAGGUUGCUGAGGCCCAGUUGGGGGCAGGAAUCCCCCACUCCUAAUCACCUCAAUAAAGUACUUUCUUCGCAGUC